AUGUCAUCUGAAGCUGAAAAACGAAAGAAACGAGCUGCGUAAGUUGCUUUUCAAUGGUAGAAAAUUUAAUGAUUGUUAUUUUUCAGACUUGAGAGAGCAAGACUGCGGAGAAAAGAUGAUACAAUUCAAAAAGCUCUGGAAAUGCUGAAACCUAGAAAAGGGAAACAUCCAGAACCGACAUAUUUAUCAAGAGAGGAAAUUAUACAGUAAGUAACUUUUUUAAACUCAAAAAAACGGUGAUUAUGUAUUCAGACGGUUCUGCAAGCAAUACAUCAAGGAUUUCCCCGCUGUUCUGGAAAAUACCAAAAAGGAUAAUAAUCUGCGAAUGCGUCGAUCAAUCAAAUUGGAUGGUCUUGUUUUCUCAAGAUUCGUCGCUGGACGUUUCAAAAAUGAUUCAGAAAUUGAAGAAGUGAAAGAUAUCUACAACACGGGAUCAGACAAAAGUGAAUCUGACGGUGAGACCAUCGACAUUGAUAGCAGUGAGUUUUAAAAUUCUACUGUUCCUAUUUGAAAUUUCGAUUUUCAACAGAAGAAGAAGCUGUCUGCUCAACUCAUGUUGCUGAACCGAUUCAUCGCAAAAAUCGGAAGAUUGCUCCAUCUAAAAUUCUAAAUGGAGAAUCUUCGAGCUCUUCAUCUUCCUCUGGUGUUGAAUUGCCUUCUGUUGAUACUUUUUCAAGUGGAAUGUGGUGGACACCGAGUUCGAAAACUUGGACAAUUGAACAAAUGUGAAUGUUUUCAUAAAUUUGUUUUGUUAACAAAAGAUACUAGUUGUUUUGGGGUUUCAGAAAAAUGGAUAUUGACAUUAUGGGGAAAUUUCAGAGAAUGAAACUUGUGAGUUACUAGAUCUUUCAGGUUUGCUGAUAUUGUAAUCUUGAAAAAUUAUUAUUCUUAACUAGAUUCCACUGUGAGCUUCUACCAAAUCAGAUUUUUCAUAUCAUUUGUGCUGUUAUUUUCUUCAAACUGAGCACUUUCAACUUUCGUUUUCUAGUUUUCGCCACGUCAUAACUCAUGUUGAAACAAAAGAUAGUUGGAUGGUCAAAUUGGAUGGCUGCAUUUAAUUUUCCUGUGGAAUCGUGAUCAGAAAGUUGAAAACUUCCAGAGAACAUAUUUGAUAUGCAGAAGUAAGAAAGAGAUAGGGUAAAUAUUCCUGGAAAAAAUGCCACAUGCCAAGCAAGCUCACCUGCUCCAGUACAGGAAAAAGGCGUCCGGCAUCUAGCCAUUUCGACAUUUGAGCUACCCUCUUUUUCUGGUUCCCAAUUUGAGAAUCUCAAAUCUCAAAUUUUCUCGCAACUAUGUACAGUAAUCCUUCUUGCUAUUCCCCUUCCUUUUCUAUACAUCUGUUCUUGUUUUUCACAAUUUUCCAUGAUUUUUUUCUCUGUCCAUCUAGGAGCUACAUAUUUUUGAACCAACAUCUGUUUUCCUAUUUCAUUCAAUCUCCAGAACUCAAUCCAUUCUCACCGUAUUCUUUUUUCUCUCGAAAAACUUCUGGACCACCUACGAAUUUCUGUCGGCUCAUCAAAGGAAUCGAACUUUUUCGAGUUAAUCAUUUGUGAAUAGAAGCUACUGUUCUAUUCAAUACUCCCGCUUUGUCGGUUUAUUUUUCAAGAACUUCAUUAUUUUUUUUUUGUUUUUUUUUGUCAUUUCAUUUCAGUUUCUAUUUUAUCUUGUGUUUCUAGAAGUCGCUCAAAAAUGCCUAAGAAAGUGCAAAAAGUGGAUUCUACAGAUAGGAAGAGGAGAAACCAGUAAGUUUCCAAUUAACUUUUUCCCGAAUUAAAUUAUUUUCAGAACUGAACGGGAUCGAGUAAACCGUCUCGACGAUGAGUUUCAACACAGUCUUGCUUUGCUGAAACCUGUCAAACGUUCUCAAAAUGUUUCGAGAGCGGAGAUUCUGGAAAAAUUGAUCGAUCAAUAUGUUGAAGAUUUUCCUGAUGUUAAGAAGAAUACCGAGGUUGAUAAUGGAUUUCGAAUGAGAAGAACUUUGCCAACAGAUGAGAAAUUAGUGGUUGUUAAAGGGAGAGUUGGAGACUAUGGAAGACGAGAAACCGUGUACCAGCGGACAUUUUGA
This is a messenger RNA of Caenorhabditis angaria, 2065 nucleotides long. NCBI's taxonomy places the organism in Eukaryota, Metazoa, Nematoda, Chromadorea, Rhabditida, Rhabditidae. The record is from the annotation of a GenBank genome assembly.